AUUUUCCAAUCAUCACAGAAAGAAUAACAAGCAAAACAAGGUUAGACACCACACAACUAAGGUUAACAUGUCAAAGGGUGACAAGGUUGUUAUUUUGGACUUCUGGGCUAGCCCUUUUUGUGCUAGAGUAAAAAUUGCUUUGGAAGAGAAAGAUGUUCCCUAUGUGAGCAAUGAAGAGGACUUGUUUGGAGGUAAGAGUGAGCUUCUGCUGAAGUCAAAUCCAAUUCAUCAGAAAGUUCCUGUGCUUUUGCACAAUGACAAACCUGUCACUGAGUCUGCUAUAAUUGUUAGCUACAUUGAUGAGGUUUGGCCUUCCAACUCACUGCUUCCGACCUGUGCAUAUGCUCGCGCACAAGACAGAUUCUGGGCUGACUUCAUUGACAAGAAGGUAUUUGAUGGGGGCAGGAGCAUCUGGGCAAGCAAUGGAGAAGAGAGAGAAGUAGCCGUAAAGGACUUCCUUGAAGUUCUAAAGCAUCUGGAGGAAGCUCUUGGAGAUAAAGAAUACUUCAGUGGUACUGGUGAUGACUUUGGUUAUGUGGACAUCAUAGCCAUUCCUCAUUCAGCAUGGUUUUUGGCAUAUGAGAAGCUUGGGGACUUCAAAGUUGAAGAUCAUUCCCCAAAAAUCUCAGCUUGGAUUAAGAGGUGCUUGGAAAAGGAAUCUGUCAAAAAUGUUCUUCCAGACCCAGAAAAGGUUUACCAGUUUGUCCUUCAUUUCAGGAAGAUGUCAGGACUUGAUUAGUGAAUGAGAUUCAAUUAAGCAUGGCCUGAUAUGUUUCAUUUGCAGUGAAUGGAGUUUGUUUCUUGUUUUGUUUUCCCUUUGUAUUAGAACUUGAUGGUUUGGAUUUUCAGUACUCACCAGGGGGCUUAUUAGAAGAAUAAAGGAAAUAAUGAAAUAAGAAUCACCUCUGGGUUGUUAUUGCUUUUCAUCAAUUGUAAUGGGUAUGAUUACAAAUCAA
Molecule: messenger RNA, 956 nt
Organism: Lotus japonicus
Lineage: Eukaryota; Viridiplantae; Streptophyta; Magnoliopsida; Fabales; Fabaceae
Product: glutathione S-transferase U19-like
Exons: 2
Coding region: 68-739 (223 amino acids)
Biological process (GO): glutathione metabolic process
Cellular component (GO): cytoplasm
Molecular function (GO): glutathione transferase activity
Source: RefSeq, a predicted model, not a curated record